Messenger RNA from Closterium sp. NIES-65, 3393 nucleotides. The record is from the annotation of a GenBank genome assembly. NCBI's taxonomy places the organism in Eukaryota, Viridiplantae, Streptophyta, Zygnematophyceae, Desmidiales, Closteriaceae.
AUGGCUACCCCAAGUGUCCUUACCUUUGAUGCUGAGGGCCGUGCCGUUGACUUUGAGGUCUGGGUCGAUGACCUCCAGCUGUUUCUCCAGUGCGAUAGGGUAGACGGACUCUCUCUGUUCGAUCUCACCUCUGGUGUCUCUCCUGCCCCGCCUGCUACUGCUGACAGCACUAUUCGCUCACAGUGGGCCACACGCGAUGCUGCUGCUCGCCUUGCUGUGCGUCGCCACUUACCGACCGCUGAGCGUGCACACUUUAGCCAGUACAAGAGUGCUAAGACCUUGUACGACGCUGUAGUUGCACGCUACUCCUCCCCUGCCACUGCUGCUCUUAGCCGCCUCAUGCUGCCGUACCUGUUCCCUGACACUGCUGCCUUUCCCACAGUUGCUGACCUCAUCACUCACGUUCGCACUAGUGAGAUUCGCUACCGCGCUGCGCUUCCUGCUAAGUUUUGUGCCAAGAACCCCCCCCCCAUGUACAUGACCCUCUACUACAUAGUCACCCAGCUCCCUGACUCCCUUCGCUUAGUCAGGGACCACUUCCUCUCAGUUUGCCCCACCACACUUACCGUCGACCUCCUCGAGGAGCGCCUCCUAGCAGCAAAGAAGAGCAUAGUCGUUGUAGGAGCCUCUCGUGGUGACCCUCGCACCCCUGUCUUUGAGAGUCGGUCGGCGCUACGUCUGCCCCGAGCGGGAGACGCCGCACCGGCAAGGGCAAGGGGGGCAAGGGCGCUGGAGGGGAUGGCGGGGGCGGUGGAGGUGGUGGUGGAGGCAGUGGAGAGGGUGGGGAUGGUGGUGGGAAUGGUGGCGGGGGUGGAGGUGUUGGUGGCAGCAGUGGAGGCGGAGGAGGCGGCGGCGGUGGCGGAGGGAGCGGGGGCGGCGGAGGUGGUGGAGGCGGCGGAGGUGGCGGAGGCAGCGGAGGUGGCGGGGGCGGCGGCGGCAGCAGUGGACCUGGUCGCGGCUCUACCCAGAGGAGUGGAUCCAGUGGUGGUCCGCGCCAGCAGCAGCAGCGCAGUCGUGAGACCCUGUCCCCUGAGCAGCUUCGUGAGUGGUGAGGCUGCUGCUCUAGGUGCUAGUGCGUCUGCUGCCCCAGGUGCUGGUGAGUCCGCUCUCUCAGGUACUACGUCGGCUCAGGCCUUACACACCUUCACCCUUGACUCGGGUGCUUCCCGCUCCUUCUUUCGAGACCGCACAACGCUUACGCCGCUUAGUCGGCAGGUUGCGGUCUCCCUGGCGGACCCCUCUGGGGGCCCUGUCCUUUCUUGCUUCUUCACUGUCUUACCGUGUCCGGCAGCUCCCUCUGCCACCCUGUCAGGUCUCUACCUCCCCUCGUUCUCUACAAACUUGACUCUCCUUUGGCACCACCGCCUUGGUCACCCCUCUCUACCUCGUCUCCGAGGCAUGGCCUCCCGUGUCCUUGUCUCUGAUCUCCUUCGGUCUCUCCCUCCCCUACCUCCGGGGCCUGCCCCUACCUGCGUCCCCUGCGUCAAGGGGCGACAGCGCGCCGCCCCUCACUCCUCCGAAUUUCCUCCGACAGAGGCUCCGUUGCAAACUCUUCACAUGGACGUGUGGGGCCCUGCCCGCGUCCGUGGCCAGGGGCACGAGCGUUACACCACGGUCUUCCCCUUGCGCAGCAAGGGCGACGUCACUAAGGUUGGCAAUGCGACUGCCUUUCGGGUCUGGGGAUCUUGGGCGUUUGUCCGCGACUUGUCUGCGGACAAGCUGUCCCCCCAUGCUGUUCCCUGCGUCUUCCUUGGCUUCCCCCCCGACGCGCCUGGUUGGCAGUUUCACCACCCCACCUCGCGCCGUGUUCUGUCCUCCCAAGACGUCACCUUUAACGAGUCGGUGCCUUACUACCGUCUCUUCCCCUACCGCACUGCGCCCCUCCCCCCGCCGCCGUUCUUCCUUGCGCCAGGUCCUCCCCCAGUAGACCCCCUCCCCCCUCAGGGUCCUGCCCCGUCAGGUGUGUCCCAGGUAGACGCAGUCGAGCUUGUCGAGGUAGCUGUUGACUCUGGUGCUGCUAGAGGUGCUGAGCCUGGGGGUGCUGAGUCUGGGGGUGCUGAGCCUGGGGGUGCUAAGUCUGGAGGCGGGAGCCACUCUCUCCGCAGGAGCUGCGCGAGUGGUUUGCCCGGCGCUGGAGCCGUGCUGCUGGAGCUGGAGUUUCUACUGUUGCUGCUCGACCUGGAGGUGCUCGUACUGGUAGUACUGGAGCUGCUGGGACUGGGGCUGCUGUUGGAGUUAGUUCUGCUGGUUGUCCUGCUGGAGCUACUGGCGGUCCUGGAGCUGACGGUCCUGCUGGAGUUGGUGCUGCUGGAGCUGGAGCUGCUGGAGCUACUGGAGCUGGAGCUGCGGGGGGUGUUGGCGCUGGUGGUGCUACUGGCACUGGUGCUUUUAAGGGUGCUGGAGUUGGCGGGAGGUGCUGCUGGUGCUAGUGCUGCCGCUGGGGGUACUGGUUCUGUCCCUGCUGGUUCUGGAGGCGCUUCGCGGCCGAGGCCGUACUUCGUUCCCCUUUUUGUGCAGGUUCUUGGUCUCCCGCCCUCUACUGGUGCUGCUCCUCCCUUAGAGUGUCCACAGACUGUCCAGUCGCAGUCACAGUUACAGCCUGCCUCCCCCCUGCCUGCUCCCUCUCCCUACACUGGUCCUACUGGAGGUCUUGCUGAGCGUCGUGAGCCUGCUUCUCGUCCUGCGUCGCCUGUUCGUGCUGCUCUCACUAGUCAUCGUGCUCCGCGUCCGCGUCCUCCUGCGGUCCCAGGCACACACCUGCGUCCUUCCUCUGCUCCUCUGCGUGUCCCGUUGCCGUCUCCUCCAGAGUCCUCUCUUCAUGUCCUUCCUGACCCGGAGCCUGACUCUCUUCGUGCUGCCAAUCCUACUGUCACGCGUCUCCUGGCUACUGUUGUCACUGACCCUUCCUUUGAGUCCACUGCUGCGUCUGCCUUGGUUGCUGAGCUCGUCGACUUUGCUGCUCGCUGUCGUCUAGACUACGCCGCUAGCCUUGUUGCUGAGUCUAAGUCUGUCUGUCCUCCGUCCGUCGGGGGUGAGUGUGCUCUUAGCACGGACGUCCUUGAGGACAGGCAGGAGGAGUUCCAGUAUUUUGCUGUUGCUUUGACUCAUCUGGUGUCCACGCUGAUUGCCCCUGAGGGAGACCCGGAUGCACCAGACAUCCCGACUUCUCGAUCGUACGCUGAGGCGAUCGAGGGUCCCUACUCCUCACAGUGGCAGUCAGCCAUGGACGCAGAGAUGGCUUCUUGGAAGUCCACAGGCACCUACGUCGACAAGGUUCCCCCAUCGGGGGCGAACAUUGUCAGUGGCAUGUGGAUUUUCAGGGUGAAGCGGGUGCCGGGUUCUCCGCCUGUCUUCAAGGCGCGUUACGUGGCUCGAGGCUUCAGUCAGCGGUAG